Ruditapes philippinarum (Manila clam) is the source of this 4042-nucleotide messenger RNA. Its product is annotated as leucine-rich repeat-containing protein 4-like. The record is from RefSeq and is a predicted model, not a curated record. Gene Ontology annotation, molecular function: protein binding. Lineage: Eukaryota; Metazoa; Mollusca; Bivalvia; Venerida; Veneridae. The transcript is spliced from 2 exons. Bases 180 to 2774 code for a protein of 864 amino acids.
ACUGAGAAGAGUUUCAAAGGAUGUCAAUCACUGCUCUCAUAAAAUAGACAGCAAAUUUAAUUUGGAUAAAAUUUGGAUUUUAAGUUUUUGUUUUUUUUUCAAUUGAUAGUCAACAUUUACAUUAAACAGUUAUUAGAAAGGAAAGGUAAAAACAAAGUGAAUGUAUUGACAUCAUCAUCAUGUUUGGUAAAGUAAACAUCUUCAAUAUUGCCACAGCUGUCUUCCAUGCUCUGUUGUUUAAGAUAUGUCAGUCUUGUAUUUCUCCAACAGUUCACUGUGAUUGCAACAUUGAUAAAGAAAAUAAAACCAUAAUUAACUGCAGAUACAAAAACUUGGUUGAAAUACCAACAUUUAACAACACAAAUCAGGUAUAUGAUGAAAUCGGAUUUGCUUCAUCUGAAGAAACUGGAACUUGCCAACCAUUUGCUGGUAAAAAAUGUAACAAUAUUCGACAGAUAGGUGCUAAUGCCUUUGCUAACUUGAAAGUAAAGAAAAUAGAUCUGUUAAACAAUCCAGUUACCUCGAUCGACAAUUAUGCAUUUGAAGGUUUAGCACCAGAAAUAGAAUCAAUAUCACUAGAAGGAGAUGGGUCAAAUGGAAUGCCUGACCAAGCUCUUGCUGCUCUUGAUGAACAACUUAAAACUCUACAUCUUGAAAACUAUGGUGAUACAUCCAUUGAGGCACCAAUUGUUUUUCCAUUCCCACAUCUAGAAUCUUUAACAAUCAAAAAAUGGAAAAACCUAAAAUCUAUCAGUGCAGAUAUCUUCGGCGUAAUGAGCAAUUUGAAGGAACUCAAGUUAAUAGCGUUAAGGAGCAUAACUAUUUUUCCAGUCCCAGCUAUUCAAAAGUUUUUAAAAUUAACCUCAUUAGAUAUUAUGGAUAUUGGUAUAACAUCUAUAGAUGGAGAUUCUUUCACACCAAUGUCACUACUCAAGGACAUUAAAAUACGCAACAAUAUACAUCUGAACACAAUUGAUCAAAGAACCUUUAGUGGAGUAACAGACAGUGUAGAAUUCCUGGAAAUAGAUAAUAAUAAUCUAAAUAAUAAACUAAGCCUUGAAUUUUUAAGAAAUGAAAACUGGACUGUUUUAAGUCACUUAAAUAUAGGAUAUAACUUUAAUUUAAGAGAUCUUCCAAGUGAAAUAUUUAGCAAAACACCAGCUUUAGCAUAUCUACAAUGCAAAGACAUUGGACUGACAAGUAUCAACAAAGAUAUGUUUUCUGGUCUUGUAAGUCUCCAUACACUUGAUCUGGCUUAUAAUAACAUAAGAACUGUUACACCACAAACAUUCAAAAACUCGCCAUCUUUGGUUGAACUUCGACUUCAUGAUCAGCAGAGUAUUGAUUAUCUAGAUAUCCAGAAUAAUGCAUUUAGUGGAAUAGAAACAUCUUUAGAGAUUCUUAGUCUCCAAAACAACAAACUGAAUGUUUUUCAAUUCUGGAUGGAUUUAUCAACACUUACAAAUUUGUUAGUUCUUGAAGUAGACAACACUGGUAUUGAAAAUAUACCUGAUAGAGCUUUCAGAAACAAUGUGAAACUAACAAAUUUACAUAUUGCUGAUAAUAAGAUUACCUCUUUAAAACAAGAGACAUUUUUUGGUCCAAGAGACACUCUUCAGACUAUUUAUAUAAAUAGAAACAAAAUACAAACUGUUGAUCAAUGUACAUUGAGUGACUUUCCAGUCAGACCUAAGCUGAUUUUGGUUGGAAACCCUUUAAAUUGUAAUUGUGAUUUAGCCUGGCUGUAUGAUUGGUUUAAAUUACAGUGUAACCAAACCCAGGAAACAGAUGCUUGUCAGGAAAUAGGUCAAUGUGCAUCUCCUGUUUCAUUGACAAAUAAAAACUUUACAGAAUUUAAUAAAAAUGAAAUGUGUCCCACUGGAGCAACUAUCAGAAACUGUCCAGAUAUAUACCUGACAACAACAACAAAAACUACCACUUCAAGAACAACCACAACAACAACACCAAUUCGUACUACACCACCUCUUCCAGAAUUUGAAAUUCUAAUAAAUAAUAGAGCAUCAACUUUCAUUGAAAUAACAUGGGUAAUAAAUGACAGGACUCAUGUUACUGGUUUAAAACUGGAAUUGAUAUCAAAUUACCAAUCAAAUAAAGAAGCUUACCCCGGCCUUGAUGCCAAAUCACACACAUUCUACCAAUUACGUGAGGACACUACUUUCACUUUUUGCCUUGUGCUUAAAAUUGAAAAUGAAUAUAGAGACACUCAACCAAAAUGCAAGUCAACAACAACUCUUCCACCCCUAACUGACACACCAUCUUCAACCACCACAGUGGCACCAGAGAAAAUAUCAGUGUCUUUUUCUAGUACUAUUCUUGGUGUUGUAAUAGGAGGAAUAGUUGUUAUAUUAAUGUUUACAUUAUUUAUUGGCAUCUUUAUUUAUUAUAGGCUAAAGAAACACUUAACUCUCUCUGAGCCUCCAAACUUAACAGUCAGGAAUAAUUUGAACCAAAAUAAAACAGAAGAGUUUGACAAAACAUCAAGCAAGGACAAUGCCAUAGAACAGUAUGAUAUGUCUGUAAUAUCAAGUAGUUCAGAUUAUUUCUGUCAGUGUACCGCUUCCUGCAGAAAAAGUUCAGAUGUUAAUGAGGGAAGUUUGAAGGCGGAUUCUGUACUUUCUACUGUUGGAAAUUUUUCAGAUAAUGUCAGAAGUAGACGUUCAUCAAAUCCUGUUGAUCAUUCAAGAUUAAGUGUUUCACGUGGAGUUCCUAAUGUGGGAUUUGUUAGUAGUACAGACAGUUUGGAAAAAUUUUAACAUUCAUUUAUACUUUGGAAGUUAUUACAGUCAACUAUCGUUAUCUCGACAUCGCUUUUCUCGAUAUUUCGUUAUCUCGAUUAAAUUCUGAAAGUCUCGUUUAUUCCCCUUCUUUAUCUAUAUUGAAAAUAUUUCUUUAUCUCGAUAUUUUUAUUUAGAUUUUUUCAGUAUCUCGAUUUGAUAUUUCAGCCCCAACAGUUAUUUUCCCACUAUAAUCCUUUGUUUAUCUCGACAAAUAAUUAUUCAUCUGCCCCCUCCCGCAGAGGUGUGAAAAACACCAAGCGGACGGUUAUCGCUCAAAGCGCGUGUCAUAAUAAUUGAUGAUGAUAUGUUUGUAACAAGUCAGGGUGUUUUGAAAUAAUUGUUAAUUAGCGUGUUGAUUGACUUAUGUCGAAAAUGAGUGAAUUUGAUCAAAUAAUCGGUAAAUUAAAUAAACGUGCUAACUAUUCAAGUUUUGUGCUUUUAUAAAUAUUACUCUCACAAAAAGAUUGCUAUGAAAUGUUUUCAUGUAAUUUAUAUGUGUUGUUAUGCAAUGUUAAAAUACUAAAUAAAUAAAGUUAGAAAACAACGUUUAUGUUUUAGUGGUGUAUAACUGAGUAAACCGCACUAUGUGUCAAUCACAUAGCACCUAAAUGCUGUAUUUCCGCUGGUAAACAUCCGCUAAAUUAUGUAACGAACUGUUAACUUUUAUUAUAAGGAUUGACACAAGAUAAUGAAACAUCGUACUUAUUUGACUUAUAAGGUAUGCGCAUGUCUUCUGUAAAAAUUAGUUUUGACAGGUUCAAACCCUCAUACGUUUAUCUCGACAUUUCGUUAUCUCGAUAUUUUUUGACGGUCCCGAAGACUUCGAGAUAACGAGAGUCGACUGUAGUUAAAUUAAGGUCUUGGACUAAAAUUGCCAGUUCUGAUAAGUUAUACCAACAAUUAUUCUGCAGCUGUUGACAUUUGAGGUAAACAUUUCAUUUAAUCCCUCCUACAUGACAGCAUGCUAAAUCUAAGAACUCAGAGAAUUAAUCAUCUGAGGACCAGGAUAUAACCAGUAUAUCACCACCAGCUUCCACAACCAUGUUGUCUUGCCAGGCUACACCAUUGUCUGCAUUUUAAUUUUUUUAUUCAUACAGAGUUACCAUACACAAAUAUUGCUGCUAAAUAGUUUCAUAUAAUUUUAAAUUAUAUUUAAAAAGCAUGAAAUCUUGGCUGUAUUUUUUUUGCUGUGUGCAAUUAUCCUGACUGAUGUAACAAAAACAGUUGAUGAGUAAACAUUACUG